CGGUGACGCGUGUCCGCCGUGUCCAUUCCGGCGACGGCCGCCGGUUUCGAUGGGGGGAUCCUUCGUAUCGCUCCCGGCGACGGCCGCCGAUCCCGCGCGCCGCUCUAGUGCGGCGUGUGAAAGCCAUCGGCGCAGGUACGGAGGAGCCUGAUAGGGGGCAGGCCGGGCAGUAUCAAACCCAUGCAGCAGACGGCGAGCGAGAGGGAGAAGGAGGAGGAAGAGGAAGAGGUGGUGGAAGGGGAUGAGGGGUAAAGAAGGCAGCGGGAGGCGGCGAUGAGGAGAAGUGCGAGGGUAUGGAAGGGGCGGAGCUCUGCAUUGAUCUUGUACUCAGCCAUUUUCUCAGGGAGUUCACCCAAACACUUCAGAACCAGCCAUGGAACCCAUGGCAAGUGAGUCAUCUGUGCCCAAAGGGACAGCUUUUGCAGACUUGCUACUGCAAGGGCCAGAACCCCCAGGCCUGUGGAAUGAUCUCACUGGCAUAUUCAGGAAGGCAUUUUGUUGCCGUGGUGCAGACAAACACUUCACACUGUCUGUGUAUGUGAUGUCUGUUCUACAAGGUCUGUUUCCAAUACUUGACUGGUGGAAAAGCUACAAUCUGAAAUUCUUCCGAAGUGACCUCAUGGCUGGCCUAACUCUUGCAAGCCUUAGCAUCCCACAGAGCAUUGGAUAUGCAACUCUAGCAAGACUGGAUCCUCAAUAUGGCCUUUAUACAAGUGUUGUACCGCCUCUUGUAUAUGCUGUCACGGGGACGUCUAAGGAGAUAGCCAUUGGACCAGUUGCCAUUGUAUCACUCUUGCUUUCAUCAAUGAUUCAGAAGAUAGUUGAUCCAGCUGUUGAUCCAACUUACUACCGAAAAAUGGUUUUCACCGUGACAUUCCUUACUGGUGUCUUCCAGUGUGCAUUUGGUCUGUUCAGACUGGGCUAUCUUGUGGAUUUUCUAUCACAUGCUGCUAUCGUCGGAUUCAUGGGAGGAGCUGCCAUUGUGAUUGGGUUACAGCAACUGAAGGGUUUGCUUGGACUUAGUCAUUUUACAAAUAGAACAGAUGUUAUCUCUGUCACUAAGGCGGUCUGGAUUUCAGUUCAUGAAACGUGGCAUCCGGAUAACGUCUUCAUUGGUUGUUCCUUUUUCAUGUUCAUUCUUGCCAUGAGAUUCAUUGGAAGGAAGUACAAGAAACUCUUUUGGAUCUCUGCCAUUGCACCUGUAUUAUCAGUUGCACUGUCUACUCUGUUUGUCUAUGCGACAAGUGCCGAUAAGCAUGGAGUGAAGAUCAUACAAAAAGUGAAUUCAGGCAUUAAUGCAAGUUCAGUCAAGCAGAUAGAUCUUAAAGGAGACUAUGUUGCAGAAUGUGCAAAGAUUGCUCUUAUUUGUGCUGUGAUUGCUCUGACGGAAGCUGUUGCUGUUGGCCGCUCUUUUUCAGCAAUUAAUGGAUAUCGAUUGGAUGGAAAUAAGGAAAUGGUAGCUAUGGGCUUCAUGAAUAUAGCAGGAUCCUUAUCAUCAUGCUACGUAGCAACAGGCUCUUUCUCGCGGACAGCUGUGAACUUUGCGGCUGGUUGCAAGACAGCCGUUUCAAACAUCAUCAUGGCUGCCACUGUGAUGGUUGCCUUGGAGCUGCUCACAAAGCUCCUGUACUACACACCAGUGUCCAUCCUUGCAUCAAUCAUUCUAUCAGCUCUUCCAGGACUGAUAAAUGUUCAGGAAGUCUGCUUCCUGUGGAAAGUCGACAAGAUGGACUUCCUCACAUGCAUGGGAUCAUUCCUUGGCGUUCUAUUUGGAUCAGUGGAGAUUGGUCUUUCAGUUGCACUUGGUGUUUCCUUUGCAAAGAUUGUUAUACAGUCGAUCCGGUCUCAAGUAGAGAUUCUUGGGAGGCUUCAGGGCACGGACAUCUUCUGUAGCAUCAAUCAGUAUCCAGUGGUUCAGCAAACACCGACUGUACUGACCAUACGCAUUGAAACAUCUUUCCUUUGCUUCAUCAAUGCCAGUUCCAUCAAAGAAAAGAUCAUUGGGUGGGUAACUGAUAAGCGCGAGGCAUUCCGCUCAGUCAUUCUUGACAUGUCAAAUGUGGUAAACAUGGACACUUCAGGACUUUCAGCGCUGGAAGAACUUUACAAGGAGCUGGCGUGUCUCGGCAUCCAGAUGGCGAUGGCCAGACCUGGAUGGCAGGUGACCCACAAGAUGAAAUUGGCGCGGCUCAUCGACGAAGUCGGAGAAAGAUGGUUCUUCCUCACGGUGGGUGAAGCAGUGGAAGCUUGCCUGACUAUGAAGGCGGCAAACGCCCUGGAAUGCUGCUGAAUCCACCGUGCGUGAUCUCCAGUGGUAGAAUAAAGAGAAGCACCGGUGUUCUGUGGCUACGUUACAGAGAUUGUGCUUUACUAGGGCUGCACGAUGAUGCAGCUCCAAUAGUGCUCUUCAUAUAUUUGGAGCUGUCUGAAGUUAGUGGCGACUGUCGAGUUCGUCUGAAUGUCCAACUGUAAAGUGUAUUGUACCAGAUGCAUUUGCGAAGAGCAAAGGCCAAGGUUUUUAGUGCUGCUUCUCAUGAUUGUAUAAUUAGUAUAAUGAAGUUUGAAGUUUGUAUAAUUAAUUUGAGUACUGGGAAUGCGAUAUUCACUUGGAUUUGUGGCGUCCUGUCAAAUCCGAGCUACUAUGCUGCAAAAUUCGUUUGACCA
This is a messenger RNA of Oryza brachyantha (malo sina), 2664 nucleotides long. Its product is annotated as sulfate transporter 2.1-like. NCBI's taxonomy places the organism in Eukaryota, Viridiplantae, Streptophyta, Magnoliopsida, Poales, Poaceae. Gene Ontology annotation, molecular function: secondary active sulfate transmembrane transporter activity. Gene Ontology annotation, cellular component: membrane. The record is from RefSeq and is a predicted model, not a curated record. The coding region runs from base 374 to 2290 and encodes 638 amino acids. The transcript has 13 exons. Gene Ontology annotation, biological process: transmembrane transport.